This is a messenger RNA of Drosophila guanche, 3654 nucleotides long. RefSeq lists its product as uncharacterized. NCBI's taxonomy places the organism in Eukaryota, Metazoa, Arthropoda, Insecta, Diptera, Drosophilidae. The record is from RefSeq and is a predicted model, not a curated record. The transcript is spliced from 5 exons. The coding region runs from base 211 to 3612 and encodes 1133 amino acids.
CCUUUAACAUUAUCAAAAUUUGAUCAAAAAUUUAACUGAAACUUACAAGCGAGUGCCAGAAGUUGGAACUGCCCAGCCGAAAUAUUCUUUUUAAAUUGCAGAUUUUCGAUUAAAGCAAUAACCAGAUUCGAUUCCCUAGCCAGGAAUCGAUCAUCUGUUUUUAUUAUAAUCAAUUAUUUUGUAAUUUUAUGAGAAAGUUCGUUGAGGGUAAUGGCCAACUCACAGCAGAAAAAGAUUGAGAAGAUCAGACCUGGCACCGUCUUUAUGUUUGUGGAUAAAUCAGGGCAUGUUGUCAAGGCAAAGGAGUUUGAUGAACACGAAUAUAGCAUCAAAGAAGCUAGGAGACUCAAUAAUUCUUCUUUGCAAAAAAGCGUGACUCAAACUAGUAAAUCGUAUACAGCUUCGGUUCAGCAAAGAGCCCUGCAGAUAGUUAACGACUCUACCAAAAGCCAAAACGUUUCUGAGCAGAAAAAGUCUCCACAUUAUAGCGAAACAUUGAGAAUAUCGUCUGGCAAAUGUGCACGACCCAAGGUUAAUGGGGACCACAAAGAUAUACCCGUAAAAGAAUCCAGUCUAAAGAAAAGAUUACAGAAAAAGAGCUACCAGGAGCCAUUAGGGAUAGAUCGUAACCAAAGUAAAAAUCAAACGCAUCAGAGAGAGAAGAAGGCCAAGACUAAGACAAAAUCGGAGCCAGACAGCGCAGACGAAAAGGCUUUAGUCAAGGCCAAACCGAAGCGCACACGAACGAAGCCAAGUUCCUGCAGAAAACCAUCUGGAAAAUUGGCGGUGGACACCCUGACACCUUUGAAUGAUAAUGGAGGGGAUACUGAUGGAGUUUGGUUCAAGUGCAAUGUCCCCUUUCGAGUCAAGAUACCUUUUCCUAUUUUUACGAAAAAACUGUUUGGAAUGAAGCCACUCCCUGCUGGCUGCAGUACCAUCCCGAAGGGCAAAGAUUUUGUUGAUGAGGGGCUGGAAAGAAAAGUGGGUUGCCCGCCUUCGUUUCCUUCCAUGUGCAUCACAAUGAUUCCUGGGACCAAUCCGAAUACUUCUCCUGAUCAGUGGACCUCCUCUCAGCUGGAGCAACUCAAUGAGACAACUGGAACACCCAAAAAGAAGUUAAAAGGUAUCAAGAGAUGUUCCGUAUGUGAGACUUGCACCCAAACGGGAUUUAGUACGAAUGAGAAGGCUCCGUCCGAUCCUGUGUUAUCUUGCCUGGAACAGAUCCGAGAGCAUUUGUCUACUGAGAAUGAGAAUGCUCAGAAGAAUGAGAUGCUAAAGCAGAAAUAUACGUGCCGGUUCUUUGCUGAAAAGUCAACAAGUGUAAGGAGUCUACAAAGUACUGCGAAUGAAAACUCAGGUCCGAAUGCUGCUGCAACAAAUAACAAUAGGAAAAAACAAUUUAAAGAAUCUAAAGAAACUAAAGAACCAAAAAAUAUAGAGUAUUCGAGUGAGAGAACGGAACCAUCCAUUUUCUAUAACAGAUAUCCAAAGUGUCCCACGACUAGGAUUUCCAAAGUCUGCAAUGCGGCCGUUUUUAAGCAGUCACCAGUGUCAGGCCAUGUCCACAGAGAGGCACCGCUAGCUCAUGAACCCAAGAGGUAUACUCCUGACAAUGGCUUCCUUGGCUCGGGGAAUGUUUCCGUGAGCAGAGGCAGACACAUUUCUCAUCAACAACAAUACCAAGUCGAGGGGGGAAGCAAUAAUUCUGGCCAAGAUGCCACAAGCAAUAAUAGCCGGAACUCUGAUAAUGAUAAUGAACGUUGUUCUACAACUUGUAGACCAGAAGGUGGCGUCUCAGAUACCCAAUGGAAUGAUAAACACACUGGAGCAACUAUCCGGAAAGAAGAUAGUUUCUAUGACGAUGAGAGCCAAGCGUCCCAUAAAUCACAACAGUCGAAAGGGGGACGCGCUGGAAGGGCGCUGAAAAGAGAUGACGAGCCUCAAAGGAUGAGCGAGAGGAUGAACGACUUCAAGGCUAAGGAAAAUCGAAUAAAGCAGCGAUCUAAAUCGGCACCAGCAAAUAUCAAAUACAGAGAUGGCAGUCAUUACUAUCGGGUUCCACCUAUGGUGCGACCAAACGGCGGUAAUCCUAAGGUGAUUGACCAUGUAGUUCGUCAGGUCUCGGACAGAAGUGAGGAAGACGUAUAUGCCACGAUUAUGUCAAGCAAUAUGAAGAUAUUUGUGAACAAAAGAUGUUCCCCACAAGAACAACCAGUGCUGCUGAUGCCGUUUCGUGUAGAAAACAAAAAUAUUGGACAAGGCAAGGCAAAGGAAUGGCGGAAGCUGACCUUGACAAAUGUGACCAAAGUCACACCCAACCAAUUUCGUAUAGUUUCGGGGUAUGCCAAUGGUUCAAGUCGAGUCCCGAAAGCUAGUCCUCCAUAUGCAAGAGCUGUGCCCAGGAGAGCUCCACCGCCAGCUGUUCAAUGUCGCUCAUCGCAAGGUCAGACUCAGUCUAGGGCUUAUCCCACGUCAGCACUAAGAUGUCCCCGUCAUCCUAAUGGACCAAUCUCAAAUCGGAAUAGGAGAAACCCCAGCGCAUGCAACAGAUUUAGAACAGCAGCUCCGAGGAACAGAGAACAGCUCCAGUCUGAGUACAGGGAAGUUGCAUUUGGGUACAGGGCAAGUCGACAACCAGCUGUUUCAGCCGGCAGCAGUCAUAAUACAGGGCCUUCAGCUGUUCCCACUCAACGUUGGGUAAAUGCAUCCAUUGGCAGUAGCUGCGCAAUCGACUCUACAUCGAUACAAUUUCAACAUUCAGCUGAACGCAGUCUAGGGGUCUCGCAACAAACCUUGACAGAGCAAAACCAAUGUCCACCCUGCCUGGCCGCAUGCAGGCCACAAUGCAAUGAAAGGAGCAUGGAAACGGUGACCCUGAUGCAGCCCCGACCAUUGCGCAGUACCGAGAGCUUUCAGAGCGGCAACUACGAGGAUCAGGGAGCGACAGCCAUGGAAAAUCAGCUACAACCUGGCUUUGGGCCUCCGGAGUGCCACUUCGGGAGCCGGCAAUGUACAGGAGGUCCCCCUUCAAUGGGAGACUUUGGGAUAAAUCAACAGGAAUUUCUAAUGGGAAACGGUUACCAAUCGAAUCCAGCAAUCCAGCAUGCUCAGCAAUAUAUCUGUACCGGCUCUGUGUGCUCCCACUCCACUGGCCUGAUAGACCCACGGCACCUGUUGCCCACCGUGUCUGCGUCCGUGCAGUCAAAUCAAGUGCCAAUGGGCGUCUAUCAGUGCCAUCAGCCAGUGCAAUGCCAACAGCCGACUGAUAUGUAUGGCAAUCAAUCUCCUUUUUACAGCCCUGAAGAUUUAAAGGAGAGCAUCAGAAUUAUGCCAAUGGGUUUCUACGAGCAGACAAUCAACAAAUACAAAAUCAAUCCCUUGGAUUCAAAUUUCAGGCCGCCCUCACUGCAUGAAUCCCUCUUACAGCAUUUGCAGCAGCAAAUGGAAGUCACUGCUUGCUCCAUUAGCAGCCAAAGUCAGCAGCAGCAGCCACAGCACGGUAGCUCUGCGUGCUCCUGCCCCUAUAUAAUGCCACAAAAUUCAUACCCUCAGCAACAACAUUCACAGCAAGAAAUGCAGUUCCAAGACUUCGAUCAAACUACAAUACAGUAGAUAAAUGCAGGCAAAUAAACCCCCAAUUUCGGAUCAAUUUAA